Molecule: messenger RNA, 1491 nt
Organism: Zygosaccharomyces rouxii
Lineage: Eukaryota; Fungi; Ascomycota; Saccharomycetes; Saccharomycetales; Saccharomycetaceae
Gene: ARO8
Product: bifunctional 2-aminoadipate transaminase/aromatic-amino-acid:2-oxoglutarate transaminase
Exons: 1
Coding region: 1-1491 (496 amino acids)
Biological process (GO): L-tyrosine biosynthetic process; aromatic amino acid catabolic process
Molecular function (GO): aromatic-amino-acid:2-oxoglutarate transaminase activity; L-2-aminoadipate:2-oxoglutarate transaminase activity; pyridoxal phosphate binding
Source: RefSeq, a predicted model, not a curated record
AUGACUUUGCCAGAAGCAAGAGAUUUUUCAUUCCUUUUCUCUAAGGAGACCAAGUCAAGAAAACCAUCACCAUUGAAGACUUGUAUUCACCAUUUCUCGAACCCAAAUUUGAUUUUCUUGGGUGGUGGUUUGCCAUUAAGUGAUUACUUCCCCUGGGACAAUUUGAGUGCAGAAUCUCCAUUACCUCCUUUCACCAAGGGCAUCGGUGCAUCUCCAACUGGCUCCAAAGAUGAUACUUUGAAUGUUUUGGUUAAAAAGAACGAAAAGACUGGUGACGAUAUUCCAUUAGCAAGAGCAUUACAAUAUGGUCAUUCUAAUGGUCAGCCUGAGCUACUGGAUUUCCUAAGAGGUCACACAACCGAAAUUCAUGAUAUGAAAUAUGCUGACUGGGAGGUCAUUGCAUCCGUUGGUAACACUAACGCCUGGGAAUCCACUUUAAGAAUUUUCUGUGAUAGAGGAGAUGUUGUGUUAUUUGAAGAAUAUUCUUUUUCAUCUUGUUUAGCUGCCUGUGAAGCUCAAGGUGUUACUACCAUUCCAAUACCAAUUGAUGCUUUCGGGAUUGUUCCUGAAAAAUUGGAAGACUUACUUGAUAACUGGACUCCAAAUGCUCCAAAGCCAAAGUUACUCUACACCAUUCCUACUGGUCAAAACCCAACUGGUACGUCUUUGCCAAAUGAUAGAAGGGAAGCUAUUUACCGUAUUGCUCAAAAACACGACUUCUUGAUUGUGGAAGAUGAACCAUACUAUUUCUUACAAGUUGGUGAUUACAUCGAAGACUUAAAGAAAAGAGAACAAGUUUACUCUGCCCCCAAACAAUCUCACGAAGAAUUUAAGAAAUCCUUAGUUAAAUCUUUCCUAUCGCUCGACACUGAAGGUCGUGUCAUUAGAUUAGAUUCAUUCUCCAAAGUUUUAGGUCCAGGUACCAGAUUGGGAUGGAUUACAGGUUCCAAACAACUAAUGAAGGCCUAUGUCAGUCUUCAUGAAAUGACUAUUCAAUGUCCUUCAGGAUUUUCUCAAGUGCUGGUCGCUGGUACUUUGCACCGUUGGGGUCAAGGUGGUUAUUUGGACUGGUUAAUCGGUCUACGUCAUGAAUACGUUGGCAAGCGUGAUCACACCAUCGAUUCUCUAACUAAAUACUUGCCUAAGAACGAUGUUUUCAGUGUGGUACCACCAGUAGCUGGUAUGUUCUUUACCGUCAACAUCGAUGCUUCUGCUCAUCCGGAAUUCAAGACUAAAUACAAUUCAGACCCUUCCAAGGUGGAAAAUGCUAUCUACGAGAAGGUUAUCAGUCGUGGUGUUCUAGUUGUCCCAGGUGGCUGGUUCAAGACUGCGGGACAAACUAACCCACCUCUACCUGACAAGAGCGAUAAAUCUAAGGCAAAUGAAAUUUUCUUCAGAGGUACUUAUGCCGCUGUAGCUCCUGAAAAAUUGGAAGAAGGUCUAAAAAGAUUAUGCGAUGCCCUCAAGGAGGAAUUUGGUUUCACCAACUAG